This is a messenger RNA of Gongylonema pulchrum, 489 nucleotides long. The record is from the annotation of a GenBank genome assembly. Lineage: Eukaryota; Metazoa; Nematoda; Chromadorea; Rhabditida; Gongylonematidae.
AUGAAUGAAGCGAUCAUGACGCCGCACUUCCAGGCUCUUGCCAAUUUUCCGUUGCUGCUCGCCACGAUCGUUCUUGUUUGUUCCUGUAAAGCCGAAUACUGUGGUGAAAAUAAGAUUCCGUUUGGACUGGAAAUUUAUCAUAAUGCUCAACCACAACUGCUCUGCUCUCGUCCGACCUGUUUCGAGCGUCGAUUUGCGGACUGCGAUGAUCGGGCAUUGCGCAAAUCAUGCGAAUCGAACGAUAGUUGGGUGGGUGGAUUUGAUAAGGGCUAUGGCGAUCAUCAACCGCUGUACGUACAGUGCUGUACCUUUGAAGGCCUAGCAGAGUAUUCCAGUCCUCUCUAUCGAACGACUAUUAAACCAGGAGAGUAUUUCGAAGGAGAGGAGCAGAUUGACGAGGAAACUGAACAAGUUGUCUCCUUUGAUGUCAUCACCAAUUUUCGAAUGAUUCGAACUCCCAAUUCAACGUAUGUCAUUUCCAUUCUUUAA